AUGCAGAACGUGUUCAUCGGUAUCGUGACCACGGCCUACGACAAGGCGCGCGCGGGCACUGAGGCGUACCUGGGAACCAACGCUUCCGGCGAGCUGGCCGUGUACGAGGGCUUCCCGCGCUUCCUGGGCCGCAUGAUCGUGUACUCGCUCUACUGCGCCGUGUGGGUGAUCAAGCAGGCGGCGAGCAGAACGGAGCGCUCCUCGCAGCUGGGGAUGAAGCGGAUGAUCUCCGCAAAAACCAAUGCUCGCAAGGCGGCCUGGUCCUGGAGAUCGCGCAAACGAGGGACCGGCGCACAGGACGAGCAGGCCGCGGGUGCUCUGACCGUCGAGCCGCCGGCGACUGACAGCGCCGCGGAGGACGCCAUGCUGUCACCGCGCCCUGACUGGUCUGGGAACCCUGAGGCGAUGGUCGCGCGGGCGUUCGGCAGCAAGCAGGAGAGCGUCGGCACGGCAAAGGUCCACCCGCUCCCGCACAGCGAGAGCUCGAACUUGUCCGCGAGGAAGCUGCGUCGCUUCAUGACUAAGGACCAGCUCAUGGAGGAGAGAUCGAAGAAGCCGUCGUGGUUCUCGUGGAAGGACGGGUUCAAGGCGUUCAUGCUCUGCGCGUCCUCCAAGGCCGGCACUGUGUACGACCUGAUCUCCGCGCCCCACGACACCCCCUACAUCGACAGCAGUGACCGCAUGUACCUCAUUACAGUGGGCGAGCUGACGCGUCUCUUCCGGCGCGAGGACCUCCGCCACCGCCCGCUGUCGUUCUGGGGGUACCGCUGGGAGUACUUCCCUGGAGUCGUGGGCUUCGAGGAGACGCUGCUGCGGCUCCUCGGGACCGCCGAAGUGGACCACAUGCCCCCAGCGCUAGCGCACAUCGCCGAAGGCUCCGGCGCCGGCCCGCCGACGCCCGGACCAGGUCCCAGCUCCAGCUCCAAGGUCGAGCCGGAGUCGCUCCCCGCGACGGGCGAGCCCUCGCGGAAGGAGGGCAGCGUGACGAAGAUUGCGUGGUGA
This is a messenger RNA of Pedinophyceae sp. YPF-701, 1002 nucleotides long. The record is from the annotation of a GenBank genome assembly. Lineage: Eukaryota; Viridiplantae; Chlorophyta; Pedinophyceae.